Penicillium chermesinum is the source of this 2697-nucleotide messenger RNA. Its product is annotated as histidine biosynthesis bifunctional protein hisB. Gene Ontology annotation, molecular function: hydrolase activity; zinc ion binding; imidazoleglycerol-phosphate synthase activity. Gene Ontology annotation, biological process: L-histidine biosynthetic process. The transcript has 8 exons. Lineage: Eukaryota; Fungi; Ascomycota; Eurotiomycetes; Eurotiales; Aspergillaceae. The record is from RefSeq and is a predicted model, not a curated record. Bases 1 to 2697 code for a protein of 898 amino acids.
AUGCUCAUUGGCUUAUGUGGAGGCAUCUGCGCUGGCAAACAUGCAAUCGCGGAAUAUUUGAUCCAUAGCCAAGGUUUCCAGCGCUUGGAACUGAACCCAAAGCCUCCUACCUACUUUGGGGACGAGCCGGGUGACAAUCUACGGCUUCAAGCGUCUGAUAUCAGAAAAAACGAGGAUUCCCCACCACAUCUAGCCUUCGAGACCGCAGAUGCCCUGCUGGAUUUUGUAACGAAACGAUGGCAAGAACGCUGGGUGACGACCGAUAUUGCAGAUACUGCGACCCUUGAUCGGUUUGUGUUACGGCCCUUUUUCCUGCUUGUUAGUGUUGAUGCUCCAGUGAGCCUACGCUGGAAACGAUUCACCGACCGAUGCUGGAGACGACAAUUGGAUCCUCCAGAUCUUGAGAAAUUUGUAUUAUGGAACGAUCGUCAUCUCUACCAGAAAAAUAUCGGGCGAGUAUACCUAACAGAUCGUGCCCAAGUACGCCUCUUCAACUCAUCCUCCUCUCUCGAUGAGCUUCAUACGUCUCUUAAAAAGCUUAACCUUGCGGAUGAGCAGCGACUUAGGCCAAAUUGGGACCAAUACUUUAUGCAACUUGCGUCUCUUGCCGCGCAGCGAAGCAAUUGCAUGAAACGACGCGUGGGAUGCGUUCUAGUCCGAGAGCGACGAGUUAUUAGCACUGGUUACAAUGGGACCCCUCGGCAUCUUCCAAAUUGCAAUGAAGGUGGAUGUCCGCGCUGUAACAGAGGAGACGGCGGCGGAGUAGGCCUCUCAACCUGUCUUUGCUUACAUGCCGAAGAAAAUGCGCUUCUAGAAGCCGGUCGAGAACGUAUUCGAGAGGGGGCAAUCCUUUACUGUGAUACGUGCCCUUGUCUGACCUGCACUGUCAAGAUAACCCAAGUUGGGAUAUCAGAGGUGGUUUACUCGCAAGGGUACAAUAUGGACAGCGAUAGCGCCGCCAUCCUCGAAGCGGCCGGUGUUCGUCUACGACAAUUCAGCCCGUUGCAGGACAGCGCAGCCAGUCUCAUAGGCUACAAUCAAAUUUUGGUCAUGCCGACCGUGCACCUUCUAGACUAUGUCGCGGGCAACAUUCGCUCUUUGGUCAAUGCGAUCAAUCAAGUCGGGUAUGAGGUGGAAUGGAUCAAAUCUCCCGAGGAUGUCAAAAAAGCAGAGAAACUGAUCCUUCCGGGUGUCGGUCACUUCGGUCAUUGUCUUUCGCAGCUCGACAAGGGCGGCUUUUUGGGCCCCAUUCGGGAACACGUCGAUGCCGGGAAACCUUUCAUGGGAAUCUGUGUCGGCCUACAGGCCCUCUUCCAAGGGUCAGAGGAGGACCCAAAUUUUCCUGGGCUGGGCUUAAUCCCAAUUCAUAUUCAGAAGUUCAAGGAUGUGUCUAAGAGCGUACCUCACAUAGGAUGGAACUCGGCGAUCAAUUCUGCAGCCAAUGAACGGAGCUUCUACGGACUAAGACCGACCAGCAAAUACUAUUACGUCCACUCGUACGCAGCCCCCUACACGCCCGGUAUCCUUGAGGCGGAAGGCUGGUCUGUUGCCACAGCUACUUAUGGUGAUGAGGAGUUUAUCGGUGCAAUCAGCCGCGGAAAUAUAUUUGGAACACAAUUUCAUCCAGAAAAGAGCGGUGUUGCUGGUCUAAGAGCCAUUCGAGCUUUCUUGUCUGGUGACCAAUUCCAGUCACUUUCCCCGGAUUCGAUCGUUGGCAAGAAGGAUGGUCUGACACGUCGUGUUAUUGCCUGUCUCGAUGUGCGCACAAAUGACACAGGCGAUCUUGUUGUUACCAAAGGUGACCAAUAUGACGUCCGUGAAAAGGCGGGCGUGAAUGCGGGUGGUCAAGUCCGCAACCUUGGGAAGCCAGUGGAUAUGGCGAAGAAAUAUUAUGAGCAAGGCGCGGACGAGGUCACUUUUUUGAAUAUCACCUCUUUUCGAAACUGUCCAUUGGCAGAUACUCCUAUGCUGGAGAUUCUACGAAGGGCAUCAGAGACUGUUUUUGUGCCAUUGACCAUCGGCGGCGGAAUCAAGGACACCACGGACACUGAUGGCACAGAGGUCACCGCGCUGGAAGUCGCGACUAUGUACUUCAAGUCAGGAGCAGACAAGGUCAGCAUUGGCUCAGAUGCCGUCUUUGCUGCAGAGGAUUACUACCAAGCCGGAAAAGCCCUAGGUGGACGGACCGCCAUUGAAACGAUCUCCCAAGCAUACGGUAAUCAGGCCGUGGUGGUAAGCGUGGACCCCAAACGGGUUUAUGUGGAUCGUCCAGAGGACACCACUCAUCAUACUAUCAAAACCGCCUUUCCCAAUGCGGCGGGUCAGGAGUUCUGCUGGUACCAGUGUACGGUCAAGGGAGGCAGAGAAACCCGAGAUGUUGAUGUGCGGCAGUUGGUGCAGGCUGUAGAAGCAAUGGGGGCUGGAGAGAUUUUACUGAAUUGCAUUGAUAAGGACGGCAGUAACAGUGGGUUUGACUUGGAACUCAUCAAUGAUGUCAAAGCGGCUAUCAAAAUCCCCGUCAUAGCUUCGAGUGGAGCAGGCAACCCUGGUCAUUUCGCCGAGGUGUUCAAAAAGACCCCGACUGAUGCAGCUCUAGGCGCAGGCAUGUUCCACCGAGGCGAAUACACUGUUAGCCAGGUCAAAGACCAUCUCCAAGCGGAAGGCUUCCUUGUACGGCAAUUCGAGGCCCAGAUUUGA